Eucalyptus grandis is the source of this 1236-nucleotide messenger RNA. Its product is annotated as protein ACCELERATED CELL DEATH 6-like. Gene Ontology annotation, molecular function: protein phosphatase regulator activity; protein phosphatase 1 binding. NCBI's taxonomy places the organism in Eukaryota, Viridiplantae, Streptophyta, Magnoliopsida, Myrtales, Myrtaceae. The coding region runs from base 1 to 1236 and encodes 411 amino acids. Gene Ontology annotation, cellular component: plasma membrane. The record is from RefSeq and is a predicted model, not a curated record. The transcript has 3 exons.
AUGGCCCACACUAUAAGCAUGGAUGAUAAUGAAACGAGGGCGAUGCAAAACAAAAGGCUUGAAGCUUUGAAGUGGCCUGACCCGGCAGAGCUCAAAAACAGAAAGGGUCAGAAUAUUCUUCAUGUUGCAGCCAAGGCCGGGAACGACAUCGUGGUCUAUAUUUUACUCGGGAGAUACAAGCAGCCCGAUAUCAUCGAGAAGCUGGUGAAUGCGAAAGAUGACGAUGGAAACACACCCCUCCAUUUGGCAUCGAUGCACAACCAUUGCGAAGUUAUGCGCUUAUUGACGAAGGACAAAAGAAUGGACUUGUCGCUUCGGAACAAUAAAGGGUUGACCGCCCUGGAUGGGGCCAUGGAAUCCAGACGCUUGUCGACGGAAAAUCCAGCGUUAGUUGGACGUGCAAUUUUGAUUGUCGCUGGUGUGCCGCGAAGCGGAGGUCGAGACGUUCUGUUGCCAGGAGAACAAGAUUCUGAAGUGAGCAAAUCAUCUUCUGCCGAAUGGAUCAAGGACCAGGUCAAUACUUAUGAUUCUAAAGCGAGCAAAUCAUCUUCUGCCGAAUGGAUCAAGGACCAAGUCAAUACUUAUGAUUCUGAAGCGAGCAAAUCAUCUUCUGCCGAAUGGAUCAAGGACCAGGUCAAUACUUUAUUGCUAGUGGCCACGCUUGUGGCCUCUGUCACGUUCACUGCGGGCUUAACCUUGCCCGGCGGAUAUAAUGCUUCUGGUGAUCCGCACCCGGGAACGGCGACCAUGCUACACCAUAGAAUGUUUCGAGCUUUCGUAAUUGCCAACAUGUUGGCCAUGUACAACUCAAUUCUUGCAGUCGUAGUCCUCCUUUGGGGUCUCAAUAGAGAUUUCUACGUUGCGGAACUAGCUUACCACUCAGCAGGGCAAUUAUUGUUAAUGGCUCUCACAGGCAUGUCAGUGGCUUUUUUUGCAGCCAUAACCGUAGCAGUGAGCAGACUUACUUGGCUCGGGAGCCUUGUUAUGUCCGUCGGAGUCCUUUACCUCGCGAUGGUCGUGGUGGUUUUAGCAGCCUUGAUAUUCCCCUCCUCCAAGACUACUAUGUUUAUUGCGGUCGUUUACUAUAUAGCGGUAUAUACAGUCAGAAGAUAUGUCAAGUUCUGUGUUGAGGUAUUUUACUAUAUGUUAGAGGAAACUGCAUUGUCAUUCAUUUUCCGUUUCCAAACAGUAGUCAGAGUUUGCAAACGUGUAUUCCGAUUACGAGAGUCCUCCUAA